UUACAUAACAAUAUAUUCAAAUAAUUUUUUUCUAUACCGUGAGCUGAGUGGUUACAGAAUGACGUCACGACUCACAGGGCCGAAAGAUCUCUUGAAUAAUUUGACUAAAAGCAAGAACAGGAAGUGCCAUGGCAGACAAACGAGUAGAAUGUAUCACAAAGAAGAUUGCCUCUUAUCCUGAUUUUCCUAAACCUGGGAUUGUGUUUAAAGACAUCUUUUCCGUUCUUGCUGACCCGCCUGUAUUCAAAGAUUUGAUGGUUAUCUUUGAGGAACGCAUACGAGCUAUAUGUCCUGAUGUGGAGAUCAUCGUGGGUCUUGAGUCUAGAGGGUUUUUGUUGGGCACCCCUCUAGCACUUGCUCUGGGUGUACCCUUCGUACCUGUGAGGAAGAAGGGAAAAUUACCUGGGGAAUUGAAGCAAGUGUCCUACAAGUUGGAAUAUGGAACAGAUGUAUUUGAGGCCCAAGCUAAUAGUGUGAAACCAGGGCAGAAGGUGGUUAUUGUGGACGAUCUGUUAGCAACAGGAGGUACCAUGAAGGCUGCCUGUGAUUUGGUAACAUCCUUGGGUGGGGCAGUAGCUGUAUGUUUUGUCUGCAUUGAACUUGUAGACUUAAAAGGUCGGGAACAGCUAACAAAACCUUGUGAUGCUAUUGUCAAGUUCUAAAUCUGCAAAUCUCAUUCUGAAGGAUAAAUUCAUCGCUUCGUCAACUGCUGUUGGAUGAAUAGUGGAUGUGGGAAUAGAAAUUUGAUACAUUGUAAAGUAUUUAGAAUUGGUAAGUGAUGUCAUUUUUUGUUAACACAGCUGGUAUUUGCAUCACCAGUGUACAUGGUCCAAAGAUGCAAGUUACAUGCAAUUAACUCCUUUCUAUCUGGCAACUAUAAGACCAGGAUGCUGCCAUUUAAUAACAAAUUGUUUGAGAGAUAUACCUGUACUUCCCUGGCAAAAUUGUAAUAGUGUACUAAAUAAUAUAACUAAUGUUUCAUAAUGACUUGAACAACAGAUUUAAGCAUCUUGCCCAUUCCUCCCCUACCUGAGCAUUAUGUAACAUUUCUCCCACCUGACCUUGUUGACCUGAAUUAUUAUAGUUAACCUUAAAAAUUUAAUUGAUACAAAAUAAAGUUGGGUGACCUACAGUGUCUUGAUGAAGGAUGGUGAAAAUACUUGAACCGAAAAGGUAAAGUUUUAAUGUUAUGGUAAGUGAAAGUUAUGUUGAAGUGAAAACUAGAACUAAAAUUAUAAACUACACUUCGUUGUAGGGUGGUAUGGGGUGAGAUCAGACUCUUAACCAUUUACUUUGCUGUGGUAGAAGGCUCAAUAUACAGAAACAUUUAACCAUCUGAAAUUUACAGAUAAAGAGAAAUGGCAUCUUGUCCGGUUUGGGACCAUAUUUGGGACAGGAUCGGACACAGUUCAUAUCAUCCCCCCCCCUCGAAAAAAGACCAAUUUAGAGAAAUAUAAAAGGAUACAAAUAUACCAGCAUACAAAAUAGGACUACCAGGUAAUGUUUAUUUAGAAAUUGUUAAAUAAUUUCUUGAAUCUACAUCUGACACCUAAGCUUCAAUAUGGGAGCAGAUGCCAUGUUGUAAUGUCCACUCCUGUGUCUCCAAAUGUAAACUCCUUUUCGUCAUUAUAUUCUCAUAACCUCACUCUAUAUACAGUACUGUACACAUUUUAUAACAACCACCAACUAUCAUUAUUUUGAAGAUAAAAAAAAAAAUAGUGCAGGUAAUUUAAUAACAAAAACAUACUUGAAAAGGGACUGUCUCCUUCUCUCAUAGACAAGCCAACCCUGGGUAUAACAUCACAAGGCUGUCACCAUCACCUAGGUAGCCAUACUGUGUAAUUUUUCUGCACACUAGAUGCUCUGUCCCACCCCAUACUACCCUACACAUAUUCACUAGAUCCAUCAUGCACUUUCACAGUCAGUUCAUCUGUUACUUCCCAGUCAGUCAGUUCAUCUGUUACUUCCUAAUCAGUCAGUUCAUCUGUUACUUCCCAGUCAGUCAGUUCAUCAGUUACUUCCCAGUCAGCCAGUUCAUCAAUUAUGGUACUUCCCCAAUCAGUCAGUUCAUCCGUUACUUCCCAGUCAGUCAGUUCAUCUGUUACUUCCUAAUCAGUCAGUUCAUCUGUUACUUCCUAAUCAGUCAGUUCAUCUGUUACUUCCUAAUCAGCCAGUUCAUUAGUUACUUCUUCAUCAGCUGGCUCUUGGAAGUUAUAUUGAACUUAUCACAGAUGUCAGCUUGCUUAAUGUUUUUGUAGGAAAGUGGAAUGUAUAAUGUAGAGUAACAUAGCCUCCUGUGUAGAGUAGCAAGCCGGCUCUGAGCAAAUUUGUGGAUUAACUCUGACCCUUCUGCCAUUCUAGCCCCCAGAAUCUACUCCUUUCCUCUGUUUUCUUUGGUUUUAAAGGUCUCUAGUAUUUUGUCACCAGCUAGCAUAUGGACAACCCUAAUUUCUUUUAUCUCUUUCAAUCCAUAACUCUAUUUGACUUUCACUGAGGUUACAUACAGAGUUUGUGGAGUAACAACGUGGCAGUCAUUUACUUUACUGUAGAUUUCUUGUGACAAACAUUGAAUGUGGCAUCUUGAAGGUUAUACACUUUGUGGAAGUCUUGAAUGUUGUCUUCAUGGUUGAUAAAGAUGAAGAAAUGUUUUUCCCAUAAUGACGCUAAAGGUUUUAGAUGUCAUCCUUUGGUUUCAUCAGUUCAGGGUGCUGUACAGUACAACUUGUUUUACCACCUAGUUAUAAGUGCUUGUACAUUCCACAUAUAGUUUUAAUUAUAUUGUAGUGACUUGUUAAAUAUGAAUAAAACAAAUUAUUCGA
Molecule: messenger RNA, 2819 nt
Organism: Homarus americanus (American lobster)
Lineage: Eukaryota; Metazoa; Arthropoda; Malacostraca; Decapoda; Nephropidae
Gene: Aprt
Product: adenine phosphoribosyltransferase-like
Exons: 5
Coding region: 129-662 (177 amino acids)
Biological process (GO): adenine salvage; AMP salvage
Cellular component (GO): cytoplasm
Molecular function (GO): adenine binding; adenine phosphoribosyltransferase activity; AMP binding
Source: RefSeq, a predicted model, not a curated record